Molecule: messenger RNA, 1283 nt
Organism: Durio zibethinus
Lineage: Eukaryota; Viridiplantae; Streptophyta; Magnoliopsida; Malvales; Malvaceae
Cellular component (GO): chloroplast thylakoid
Source: RefSeq, a predicted model, not a curated record
UGAAAUCUCUUGUUCCUUAUCUUUUCUUAGAUUGAUCUGUAUGCCCUCUGCCCUUUUUCUCUCUGCUCCCCUGAAGACAGAGAGCGCAUGGCAGCCACACUCAGCCUACUGAAAUUCCCGAUUGUACCGCAAAAGACACACCAUCCACAAUCCAAACUGCCAGUUCUUUCAAAACCAUCAAAGCAUAUUAUCUCCAAUGAGUCAAUUAACCCUCCAAAACUCAUCACUGAAACCAUUAAUCACUUAAAAUCAGCUUCUCUUCCCCUUACAACGCUUGCAUUGCCCUUCUUCUUAGGUACAAAGGAGGCUCUUGCUGUUAAUGGAGAGUUUGGGAUUUUGGAGGGUAGAAGUUUUGCACUUAUACACCCCAUUGUCAUGGGUAGUUUGUUCUUUUACACUUUGUGGGCUGGGUACUUGGGUUGGCAAUGGAGGCGAGUCAGGACCGUCCAGACCGAGAUUAAUGAGCUCAAGAAACAAGUGAAGCCCAAUCCAGUAACCCCGGAAGGGAAACCAGUGGAAGCAGCUCCAUCUUCCGUGGAAUUCAAGAUUCAGCAGCUCACUGAGGAGAGGAAGGAGUUGCUGAAAGGGUCUUACAAGGAUAGACACUUCAAUGCAGGAUCCAUACUGCUAGCAUUUGGGGUUCUUGAGUCUGUUGGUGGAGGUGUGAAUACAUGGUUUAGGACAGGAAAGCUCUUCCCAGGCCCCCAUUUGUUUGCCGGAGCAGCCAUUACAGUGCUAUGGGCUGCGGCUGCAGCGCUUGUACCAUCAAUGCAGAAAGGGAGUGAGACUGCAAGGAGCCUUCACAUUGCAUUGAAUGCAAUAAAUGUUACACUUUUUAUUUGGCAAAUCCCCACUGGUAUAGAUAUAGUUUUCAAAGUUUUUGAAUUUACUAAAUGGCCUUGAAGUGCAGACCUUGCAAGACUGACCUCUCUUGCCUGUUAGUAUGUUUAUUUUCUUUGCUUAGGACGUCGUUAUCAUCAACAAUUUCAGUUUUCUUCUCUGCUUCUGUCUUUCUCCGUUGUGUGAUACCAGCAAGUAACUUUGUAAUUAAGCAUAUAAUGCAUUAUGUCAGAGCAAUUAUGAUUCUUGUGCUUUGAUCGGUAACCAAUCAAUUGUGCUUCAUUCCUCAGCCAAUUGCGUUUUAUAUUGAGCUUGGCAUGCAUUUCAAGGAAUCAAUACCAGUAUGCUUAUUUGGUACUUCGGUUCCUUCUAGGCACCUCAUCACGUGGCUCAAAUGCUCAAAUGCACAGAGAAAUAGCACGAGUCUAUAUCGAGAAUUCAUA